UUUACUUCAUUAUCAUUCCGUCAUUCCUCACGGGAAAAUAUACGUAAAUUGUUUGUGUUGUAUAAAUAUAAAAAUCAUCUGAUUGUGGUGAUUGUAGUUAUUAUGUGGAAACGAAUUAAAGAAACCCAUUAUUUUUUGUUGUUUUCAAAUGAUCAUGGGUAUGAAAUAUGCAUCACGGACAACGUUAACGUAUGGACCACCUUGUAUUCCCGAAGUGAAUUUCUAGCUAAAAUAAAGAGAAGUAAUGAAGGCCUUGAAUUGUCAGAUGAUAAUGAGUAUCUUCAAAAAGGAAUCCAUUUGGUGUCUAAUAUUGAUUACUUGAGGAAGUUUGAUAUAUCAAACAGGGAUAAUGGCAAAACUCUGUUUAUUUCACUGACUAUGUCAUUUGGAUUCCCUUUUUACUUUAAAUGUAAACUUACAAAGGGCUCAGAGAAACUAUUUUACCAUAAAGUCACCCGGCCAUUACUGAAGUCAAUUUGCGAUUUGCGUGAAAGCCAGAGUGAGCUGCGUCGCUUGCUGAUAAAGAAGGAUACGGAAAUAGAAGAGUAUAAGGCAGAGUCGGGAGAAGUAGCCAGGUACCUGCAGACUGUACCAUUCAAUGAUGCUGAGCACAUGUUCAAGCAUAAAGUUUAUGAUGAAAACUUUAGUCUGUCUCCGAAGACCAUUACUGAAAAUGUCAAACAUCUGGAUAAUACUGUCUUGAGGCAAAUGCAAAAUCCGAACCAAGCCGUGAUACAAGAGCCGGUGCCAAAUGUUAGACCUGAGGUAAAUGUUAGACCCGAAGUAAAUGUCAGACCUGAGGUAAACGCAAGACGUGAGGUGAAUGUUAGACCUGAGGUAAAUGCAAGACGUGAGGUGAAUGUUAGACCUGAGGUAAAUGCAAGACGUGAGGUGAAUGUUAGACCUGAGGUAAACGCAAGACGUGAGGUGAAUGUUAGGCCUGAGGUAAACGCAAGACCUGCGGUAAAUGUAAGACCGGAGCCACCGGUUGCUGUUAAACAGGAACCUGAUAUAAUCGAGCCAGACACUACGGUACACAUUGACCCUGUCCCAUAUAGGAAGAAUGGAAUAAAGUCUGAAGAUGAUGAGACAAGUGUGUCUAUCACUGCUUCUGUUAGCUACCAACCGGAGUUAAGGAGGGAGACUCUGCGGCCCCAUGUGCCACGGAAAAGAACAAAAUUCAACCUCUGAUAAGUGACUCACCAAAGAUUUUCAUUCACUAUUUAUUUAACAAUCAAGCCUAUUUUACGAUGACUGCACACAUAAAGUCCGUUUCUAUAAAAAAAUUGCGAUAUGCUGUGCAUGUGAGUGUGUACCGAUAAAUGAGUUUUAAUUAUUAUGUUGAUGUUAAAAAUUUUUGUUCUAUCCAUUUUGUUUAUACGUGCAAUAUAAAAAAAGACAAAGGCUUUUGCAAUUACUGAGAAAUUGAUUUGGUCUGUAUGUAAUGAAGAAAAGAUUGAAUGAAAUUGUAACGUCUGUGUGUAUGAGCAGACGUUUUACUGCGACUAUCUAUAGAGGGGGAAAACUGGGAUUAUAAAUUGUAUAUGAGUGUGAAUGAAUAUUUUGAUAUGAUAUUGAUGUGCAUUAUAUCUAUGAAUGUUUAUAUUCUUUUCUAUGGAAAUGGACUAUCUAAUAAUCUUAUUACCGUAUAUUUACCAUAUAUAAUUAUAAACAACAUACAUUUAAUUAAAUUCAGACAAUUUCAGUGUUUU
Molecule: messenger RNA, 1712 nt
Organism: Spodoptera litura
Lineage: Eukaryota; Metazoa; Arthropoda; Insecta; Lepidoptera; Noctuidae
Biological process (GO): double-strand break repair via nonhomologous end joining
Cellular component (GO): nucleus; DNA ligase IV complex
Molecular function (GO): DNA end binding
Source: RefSeq, a predicted model, not a curated record